GAGUACUGAAUAUCUUCAGCAGCGCAGAGAAUAGCUUGAUAGCCAUGAAUAAAAUAAUUUUGAUUUUGUCUCUGAUUGGAGUCGCGGUGGCGAAACCAUCGGCGUUAUUCCUAAGCCCUGGGUUUGUUGAAUUGAGAGCUGGAGCACCGAUCGGUUUUGAUGGCAAAGUGGUCGACACACCGGAAGUUGCUCUAGCUAAGGCUGAACAUGCGGCUGCUCAUAUAAACGAAAGACUCAGUCAUGGAGCAGCUGGUUCUGUUCAAGUUCCAGUAGCUAAAAUUGACUUGUCUGGAGGAGCUCCCAUCGGCGCGGAUGGUCGUGUUGUCGACACACCGGAAGUAGCGUUCGCCAAAGCGGAACACGCAGCCGCUCACAUCAACGAACAACUCGAGGCCGGUAGCGCUGAUACGAAUUUGCUGACUUACAAACUCGCGAAACUUCAACCUGGUGCGCCGAUCGGUUUGGACGGCAGGGUGCUUGAGACUCCUGAGGUCGCGCUCGCGAGAGCUGAACACGCAGCCGCUCACUUCAAUGAAAGACUCAAUCAUGCUUCAGAAGGAAUUAAAAACUCGGCAUUUAUUCCUGUUUCUACUUACUCUUACAUCGCUCCAUCACCAUUUUACAAAAAGUCCAAGACAGCGAGUACUGGAGUACCAGCAGCGCUUAAAAUACACACGAGACUUUUACCAAUAUCAAUAUCAAUCAUCAUGUCGAAAUAUUUGAUUGUGCUGGCAAUGGCAGUGACCUGUAAGGCAGGAUACCAAGACUUUGGACCACAAGAAUUUGCUCACCAGCCUCAACUAGCUCACAGCCAACAUUUUGCACCACCGGCACCAGUUGGACAUGAUGGAAAUGUUAUUGAUACACCAGAAGUCGCUCAAGCUAAAGCUGCACAUUUCGCUGAAUUUGCAAAGGCUGCUGCACGUGCUGCUGCUUCUCAAGAAAAAGAACUACCAGAAUCGUACCCAGUUCAUCGUCACUAUUCUUCACCGGCUCCAGUAGCUCCUGUCCAUCACGCACCCGUGCCAGUCCAUGCACCUGCACCAGUCCAUGCACCCGCGGCUCUUCCCAGUUACCGAUUAUCGGCCUCUCAUUACUCAUCACCAGUCUCCGAGCCCCACUACUCACGCGCUUCCGAACCCCAUUACGCACAAGAACCCACUAGCUUUUCUCACCAACCAGCCCACCAUUUCUCCGGUCCCGUAGCCCACAAGCCUCACUUCCAGCCUGCUCCUUUAGCUGAAGACGGUACUGUUCUUGACACUCCCGAAGUCGCCGCUCUUAAAGCCACGAGAUUGGCUGAACUCGCUGACGCUGAAGCCAGAGCUUACAAAAACGCCGGAGAUAAUUUUGAUGAGCAAGGAUUCCAUGCAGGACCCGCCGGACCAGCUCCAGUUCAAUACAACCCAACACUUUACAACCAAGCACCACAAGCUUACUCUCCCUAUGGAAAAAGUGGUUACCAACAACCCCAACCAACUUACCAAUCUAAAUUAUAUCAAUCUCAACAGCUUUUAGGAUCUUACGUAGUACUUCUAUUGACCAUUGAAUUAACGAUAGCCAAAGCAACUUACAAUUUAUUGUAUGCUUAUCAAGGACCACCCGCACCACUUUCUAAAGACGGCAAAGUUAUAGAUACCCCGGAGGUCGCUCAUGCAAAGGCCGCGCAUUUCGCGGCGUAUGCUCGUGUGGCUGCUAAAGUUGCGUCUCAUCUGGAUGAAUGGACAGACGCUUACAAAGAAAAGGAUGAAGUAGAAAUAGAAACUAAUGAAAUUAGUGGUGGUGGUGGUGGUGAUGGUGGUGAUAGUGAUCACCAUCAUCAUCAUAAAGAACAUUUUCCUGUUUAUCAUGGACCACCAGCACCACUGGGACAUGACGGCCGGGUUAUUGAUACAGAAGAGGUUGCGCACGCUAAAGCAGCACAUUUAGCAGCAUUGGAACGUGCGAAAGCUCUAGCAGCCAGUUCUCAAGAUAAUCAUUAUCAUCAUAAUGAACCCAAAGUACCUGCCAUGAGUUAUCAUGUACCGAUUGUUUAUCACGGGCCACCGGCACCUCUUGCACCUGACGGUCAAGUUAUCGACACACCGGAAGUUGCAAAGGCACGAGAUGCUCAUCUGUAUGCUUACCACCACGCAAAGACACUUGUUGGAAACGACGAGUAUUCAAAAUAUGACGGAAAAAACCGUGAAUAA
This is a messenger RNA of Microplitis demolitor, 2192 nucleotides long. RefSeq lists its product as uncharacterized. The coding region runs from base 45 to 2192 and encodes 715 amino acids. Lineage: Eukaryota; Metazoa; Arthropoda; Insecta; Hymenoptera; Braconidae. The transcript is spliced from 8 exons. The record is from RefSeq and is a predicted model, not a curated record.